This is a messenger RNA of Aspergillus tubingensis, 570 nucleotides long. RefSeq lists its product as uncharacterized. Lineage: Eukaryota; Fungi; Ascomycota; Eurotiomycetes; Eurotiales; Aspergillaceae. The transcript has a single exon. The record is from RefSeq and is a predicted model, not a curated record. Bases 1 to 570 code for a protein of 189 amino acids.
AUGUGGCUUCCAUUGCUCGUUCCUGGUCCAACAUCCAUACCCUACCUCUACCGCCUGGUUCUUACAACAAUAGAGCCUAUGAUAGCCCUCUGUGGUGCCCUGCAGUCGCUGCUCUAUCCAGCUGUCUAUAUGAGCAGUAUGACCCGUGGUGAGGUGUCCUUUUUACCAGAAAUGGAAUUUCUACACACAGAGCUGGGCGGUGCGUGGCUGUAUUUUGCAUUCGUGGAGGCAGUUGUUCUGCGUGCCUUUGAUGAUGAGCAUCUGUGGCGCUUUCUUUGCGCUGCCAUGCUACUCAGUGACCUGGCCUGGUGCCAUUCAGUAGCACAGGCUGUUGGAGGCUGGGCUAUCUGGCUUAACAUCUGUACCUGGUCCAUGGAAGACCAUUUUAUGUUCUGGACCUCUGCACCCAUUACUAUCAUGCGACUUUUAAUCGUCAGCGGAAUUGGCCUCAACGGAGUCAAAUCCAGCAUCCAAAGAGAAGAAGACUCAAUUAUGAUUCCUAAUGACAAUGGCGAUCAAGAUACCAGGGACAAGGAGGAGGAUGGCCAGGGGCAAUACACAAAGGGGUGA